UAAUGACGAAGAGUAUUAUGUAAACUCGUGUUUUCUCCCUUACUCUUGCUGUACUUGUAUCCCACUAGCGCCACAAUAAUAUUACGUUCGUAUUCAUAACGUGAAUAAACAUUCAUUUGCUUUGCUACAACUACUUUUCUUGCUGAUUCGGUGAACUUAUACUGUAUCAGAACAAUAUAAAAUGGAUUCUUUACGUGAACAAGUUAUGAUUAAUCAAUUUGUACUUGCGGCUGGAUGUGCACGAGAACAAGCUAAACAGUUACUCCAAGCUGCACAUUGGCAAUUUGAGACAGCACUGUCAAUAUUUUUUCAAGAGGUGGCCAUCCCAUCUGGAGCCAAUGGCAUAGCAGCACCACAUUACCAUCAGCAACUGAUGACACCAUGUAAUACUCCUGCCACACCACCAAACUUCCCGGAUGCUCUUGCAGCAUUUUCAAGAUUAUCAACAACAGGAAGUCCAAAUAAUGCAGGUGGAGGGGGCGUCAGUGGCAUGGCACCGCCUGUAUCCCCUCUUGCUACGCAUCCUCCACCAACGCAAAUGCAGAUGAAUGCUUUUGCUAGUAACCCAAACCCGCAAUCAAAUUUUGCACCACUUUCCUGCUCAACUGCAAUUUGCAGAGAACAUAUGCCAAGAUAAGCUGAAUACUUAGGUUAGGAUCAUCUAUAAUUUAUUUUUAUAAUGGUGCGCAAUGUGAGCUGUGGGUUUGUGAAUAUUAUUUCUAACACCCCUCUGCAGCUUAAGUUUGCUGGACAAUAUAUGGGGUGAUAUAGUCAAUCAUGUUAAACAUAAAAUAUUCUCACUGUUCAUAUAGUGGUUUCUAAAACAAAAUGCACUAUAGAAUAAUAUUAAUAUUAUAUUAUAACAGUUUUUGAUACCUAUAGAUCUUUCACUGUGAUUAUAAAAUUUGGUAUCAUAACUAUGUAGUGGUAAAGUAAUGAUUAUGGCUGUAUGAUAAUUAUGAAAGAUGAAAUUAUUGUUGUUUUUAUUUUUCGUUUAAUGUUAUAUACUUUUCUAUACACUGUUUACUGUAAACUAAUAUCAUUUUUGAAUAUAAAACGUAUAUUAUAUUCUUCAAUAUUAUACAGCUUCGUAAAAGACAAUAUUAAGGAUACAAUAAAAGUGAUUAAUUAAGAUAAAAUGUUCACAUGUCAUUUUUUGCAAUUUAAUUCUUGUAAUUAAAAAUAAAUAAGGAAAAUCAUUAAAA
Molecule: messenger RNA, 1205 nt
Organism: Vanessa tameamea
Lineage: Eukaryota; Metazoa; Arthropoda; Insecta; Lepidoptera; Nymphalidae
Product: UBA-like domain-containing protein 1
Exons: 4
Coding region: 182-637 (151 amino acids)
Molecular function (GO): protein binding
Source: RefSeq, a predicted model, not a curated record